UCCAGAUCUUGUGACCAGCUGCCACCAACUGCACUGCACAUCCUCCACCACUCUCCUCUGGAUCUCUGAGCUGCUCCGACUCUUCCUCUCUCUCUCCUCCUCAAACACACACACUCCUCUCUGUGGUCCGUCACCUGCACUCCUGUCACAGCAUGCAGCUCCUGGUGGUGUUAGCGACUCUCAUGGGGGUUGUGUUCAGCAUUAGAGCAGCCGCCCUGCUUCCCGUGGAGGACCGGGGCUCCAUCCAUGUGAGCAGGGAGCUGAGCAAAGAGCGCAAGGAGUUGAUCCUGAAGCUGGUGUCCGGCUUGUUGGAUGGAGCUCUGGACACCAACAUGCUGCCGGGGGAAGCAUCACCUCUGGACCUUGAGGAGCCGAUGGAGUCUCGUCUGGAGGAGCGGGCGGUCUACAACAGGCUUUCACUGCCUCAGCGGGACCGCAAAGCCCCCUGUAAAAACUUCUUCUGGAAAACAUUCACCUCCUGCUAACAGCGCUCUGCCUGUCGACUGCCCUCCUCCCCGGCCAGCUCCUCAUGAACUGUCGUAGACCUCAGCUGUACAUACCGUCUCCACCCGUCAGACAUCGAUGGACUUCACUGACACAAUGUGUCUGUUUAAGCAUAAAUUACUUAUGUAUCUUUUUAUCUAUACGAUAUAUGUAUUUAUGUAUGUAGCCGUUUCUUUAAGGGUCAACAAUAAAGCAUGGAUGUAACGUUUGAGAUGGUUCCCACAGUUAAGUGCUUUUGUAAAUUGUUCAAAAAAGAAAAGGUCAUA
Messenger RNA from Pseudoliparis swirei, 770 nucleotides. RefSeq names its product somatostatin family member 7 (gene sst7). Gene Ontology annotation, cellular component: extracellular region. Lineage: Eukaryota; Metazoa; Chordata; Actinopteri; Perciformes; Liparidae. Gene Ontology annotation, molecular function: hormone activity. Bases 153 to 485 code for a protein of 110 amino acids. The record is from RefSeq and is a predicted model, not a curated record. Gene Ontology annotation, biological process: regulation of cell migration. The transcript has 2 exons.